Messenger RNA from Fusarium coffeatum, 978 nucleotides. RefSeq lists its product as uncharacterized. The coding region runs from base 1 to 978 and encodes 325 amino acids. The transcript has a single exon. The record is from RefSeq and is a predicted model, not a curated record. NCBI's taxonomy places the organism in Eukaryota, Fungi, Ascomycota, Sordariomycetes, Hypocreales, Nectriaceae. Gene Ontology annotation, molecular function: methyltransferase activity.
AUGACUUUAGUUCCCGAAGUUCAGGUUGACGAGGACGUUCACUCCGACUCCGAAGACUCCACCUUCACAGGCAACUCCAUCGCCGGAAGCACAUCAAUCGCUAGCAGCGUACUAAAGUACAAAUGGAAGCAUGGCCGUCGUUAUCACAGCGAUAGAGCGGGCGAAUACAGUUUUCCAAAUGAUGAUCAAGAACAAGAUCGACUUGAUAUGGUUCAUCAUGCUUUUACCCGCUUACUGAACGAUCGCUUGUUCACGGCACCUAUUAAAACUGAGGGCGCGCGGGUUCUUGAUAUCGGUACCGGAACGGGAAUCUGGGCUAUCCAAUUUGGAGAUGACCAUCCUUCUGCGACGGUGAUUGGAAAUGACCUCAGUCCGAUUCAACCAGACUGGGUUCCUCCCAAUGUCAAGUUCAUCAUCGACGAUGUUGAAGCCGAUUGGGUUGAUCCCGUACCUUAUGAUUACAUUCACUGCAAAUACAUGGCAGGCUCCAUCAAAGACUGGCCACGACUCUUGAAACAAGCUUAUGCCAACCUUAAGCCUGGAGGCUGGAUCGAAUUCCACGAAUCAGCCAACACAUUCUACUCAGAGGACGACUCGCUCAAACCCGACAAUGCACUAGUUGAAAUGAUGGAUCAUCUCAAAGUUGCUUGCGAAAAGAUCGGUCGAACCAUGGAUCCUGCGCCCAUGUUCAAACAAUGGGUCGAGGAAACUGGGUUUCAACAAGUUAAAGAAGAACGAUACAAACUUCCUAUUGGUCCAUGGCCUAAGGAUGAGCGUUUGAAGGAAAUUGGUACACUUAUGGGGAUCAACAUGGUUGAAGGUGUCGCUGCGUUUACAGCGGUGUUGUUCACUGAAGUAUUGGGUUGGUCAAAGGAGGAAGUUGAGGUUUUCAAUGCGAGAGUCAGACAGGCUUCGCGACAACGUUCUGUUCAUCCGAUAUUUGAUGUUUUGGUAGUUACUGGUCGGAAGCCAGAGUAG